Messenger RNA from Sordaria macrospora k-hell, 213 nucleotides. The record is from RefSeq and is a predicted model, not a curated record. Lineage: Eukaryota; Fungi; Ascomycota; Sordariomycetes; Sordariales; Sordariaceae.
AUGGAGGGUGGCCCCAUCGGUCUCGUCCGCGACGGCGACACCAUCGUCAUCGACGCCGAGAAGAAGGUCCUCGACCUCGAGGUUCCCGAGGAGGAGCUCGUCAAGCGCCGCAAGGAGUGGAAGGCCCCUGAGCCCAAGGCUAAGCGUGGUACUCUCAGGAAGUACGCCCAGCUCGUCAAGGAUGCCAGCUCCGGCUGCGUCACUGAUGCUUAA